Molecule: messenger RNA, 1309 nt
Organism: Rhodamnia argentea
Lineage: Eukaryota; Viridiplantae; Streptophyta; Magnoliopsida; Myrtales; Myrtaceae
Product: fasciclin-like arabinogalactan protein 7
Exons: 3
Coding region: 313-1101 (262 amino acids)
Source: RefSeq, a predicted model, not a curated record
CAAGAACAAUCCAUCUUUGUUGACUUCACUCCACUCAGUGUUCCCAAGCAAGUACACUCGCUUCAGCUCGUUCCCUAUUAAACUUUCCACUGCAGAGAGUACCAGCAGUUCCACGAGUCCUGCCUUCUUGUUUCUUCAGCUUCUUGAUUGUCCCGAAAAAGCUGGUCAUGGAUCUUGCUGUGGCCUUAAUUUGAAUUUUCAGCCACCUAAAAGAGAAAACCUUACAUGUUCCCAGUGAAAUUCUAAGAAACUGUAAACUGAAAACACCGGCUUUAUUUGCCAAAUGGAGAGUAACUCGGAUUCUCUGAAGAAAUGAAGUCAACCACGGUGUUCUUGAUUACCACAGCUGUUCUGCUGCUCUCUUCUUCGGAAGCUAAAGCUCAAACCACCAAAUCUCCCCCUCCAAGUCUGGCUCCGGCGCCGGCCCCGACUCCUGACCACGUGAACCUCACGCACCUGCUCACUGUAGCGGGCCACUUCCAAACCUUCCUAGGGUAUCUCGAGUCCACCAAAGUCAUCGACACCUUCCAAAACCGGGCCAACAACUCCAAGGAUGGCAUCACCAUAUUUGCACCGACCGACGACGCCUUCUCGUCGCUUAAGCAGCCAUCCCUCUCCAACCUCACCCAAGACCAGCUCAAGUCACUCUGUCUGUUCCACUCCUUGCCUCGUUACUACAGUCUCGCCGAUUUCAAGAACCUGAGCGAAUCGAGCCCUGUCAGCACAUUCGCCGGGGGCCAAUACACUUUGAAUUUCACCGAUUUGUCCGGAGACGUGCACAUCAGUUCUGGGUGGACCAAUACUAGGAUCAGUAGCAGCGUGCUUUCCACUGACCCGGUAGCGCUGUACCAAGUGAAUCGCGUACUUCUCCCAGAGGCGAUCUUUGGCACCAAUAUACCGCCAAUGCCAGCUCCAGCACCGAGUCCAGAAGCUGAAGCUAGCCCGGCUGCUGAUACUCCGAGUGGAGUAAAUGUGAACGCAACUUCUCCAUCAUCUUCUUCUGAACAGAACAAGAAUUCGUCUCCACAGGUUAUCAGUUUGGGAUUCCAGAGUCAGUUGUUCUUUGCUGUUUUGAGCGUGGUGAUUAUAAUGUCAGGUUGAUGCUUCGGUUUAGAUUAAGACGGUAGGAUUUGGAAGUGAUUAAAUUGCUUGAUUGAAGCCAUUUUCUUUGGGGGGAUUUAUGUUAUUGACGCUGUGCAUGAGAAAGUGAAUUAGGCUAGUGCCAUUAUAUUAGUAUGCUUAUUCAAUGCCACAUUUUUUAUUCAGUUGGGUUGUUCUUCAUGAUGAAAAAUGGAAAAAGGCUUUUCCA